This is a messenger RNA of Eurytemora carolleeae, 3146 nucleotides long. Its product is annotated as keratin-associated protein 10-4. Gene Ontology annotation, cellular component: extracellular region. The transcript is spliced from 12 exons. The record is from RefSeq and is a predicted model, not a curated record. Bases 98 to 2065 code for a protein of 655 amino acids. Gene Ontology annotation, molecular function: chitin binding. NCBI's taxonomy places the organism in Eukaryota, Metazoa, Arthropoda, Copepoda, Calanoida, Temoridae.
AUAGUGUCAAAACAAUUAUAUUAGUUUCCAGUUGAAAACCCAUAAUCUACACAUCACGCUAAAUCUUACAUAAAAUAAGCACAGAGGGAGGGGUAAAAUGACCCUCCUGAAAAGAAUCAUAAUGGUUUUUUGGCUGAAAUUUAUUUUCUUUACUUUUUUAUCAUCAGCAGGCCUGGGAUUACAAGCUCCUGGAGAUGAUCCUAAUCCCGGAUGUUUGCCUGAUGAUAAUGCUGAACCUCCGGCUUGUGAUGAUUACACAGAGCAAACAUUCAUCCCUCAUCCAUACAACUGUAGUCGUUUUUGGGAAUGUGAACCCCAAAGGGGGCAUUGCCUGCUGGACUGUCCUCCUAUUAACCCCUCUGAAAAUCUUUAUUUCAACCCAACAAUUAACAUUUGUGACUGGCCUGAGAAUGUUGACUGUGAAAUGUCCGUGGAUUGUGAUUGUGAGGCAUGGCAAGCAUGUGUAUUAGGUAAAUGUACACCUGAAUGUAAACAAGACUCCCACUGUACUGCUGAGGAGUACUGUAAUGAAGGGGGAAACUGUGUUAAAGGAUGCAGAGAAUCAGAUGUUUGUGGAUCAUGUGGUCAAUGUGUUGAUCAUGUUUGCCAAGAGCCAGAGUGUUGUCUAGAUUCAGAUUGUCAGGAUGCAUCCACUUGUGUGGGAGGGAUCUGCACUGAACCUCUGUGUAGUGUAGAUGCAGACUGUAAUGAAGGAGAAUACUGUAGUACUGAAGGUUGUAUUCCUGGGUGUACUAGUGAUACUAGUUGUCCAACAGAUGAGUACUGUGAUACUUCUGAACACCAAUGUAAGGAAGGAUGCAGGGGAGGAAAUAACUGUGGAACAUGUGGAGAAUGUGUCAACCAUAUUUGCCAGGAGCCAGAAUGCUGUCAGGAUUCAGAUUGCAAGAAUGAAUUCACCUGUGUGGAAGGGGUCUGCACUGAACCUCUGUGUAGUGUGGAUGCAGACUGUGAUGAAGGAGAAUACUGUAGUACUGAAGGUUGUAUUCCUGGGUGUACUAGUGAUACUGGUUGUCCAGCAGAUGAGUACUGUGAUACUUCUGAACACCAAUGUAAGGAAGGAUGCAGGGGAGGAAAUAACUGUGGAACAUGUGGAGAAUGUUUCAACCAUAUUUGCCAAGAGCCAGAAUGCUGUCAGGAUUCAGAUUGCAAGAAUGAAUUCACCUGUGUGGAAGGGGUCUGCACUGAACCUCUGUGUAGUGUGGAUGCAGACUGUAAUGAAGGAGAAUACUGUAGUACUGAAGGUUGUAUUCCUGGGUGUACUAGUGAUACUAGUUGUCCAACAGAUGAGUACUGUAAUGUCUCUGAACACCAAUGUAAGGAAGGAUGCAGGGGAGGAAAUAACUGUGGAACAUGUGGAGAAUGUGUCAACCAUAUUUGCCAGGAGCCAGAAUGCUGUCAGGAUUCAGAUUGUGAAGAUGGAACUGUUUGUUCAACUGCUAAUGUGUGCAUACCUGGAUGCCGAUCUAGUGAAGAUUGUCCUGGUUGGGAUCAAAUCUGUAAUAGUUCCCUCAGCAAUUGCUUCUACUGCAACCAGAUUACUCACCAGUGUACUCAAGGUUGUGAUGCAAGCCCUAACUGUGGAGGAUAUGCUUGUAACAAUGAUCAUGAAUGUCUUGUUGGACUCCAGAGUAUAACAUUAAAGACUCAAUCCUGUACUGGAUGCCAGGGGGCCCAGGGAUCAGCAAAAGAAGAUGGACCAUUUAUUAUUCUUCUGGGAGGUGGAGGGCAGACCUGUAAUACAAAGCAACUAGAUAAUCCAGACAAAAUAGAUUUUGACAACGGCAAAGUUGCAUUGUUUUCUGAUUCAGACCUCCUCCAGUCAUGUGAUAAAGCUGAUCUAGGAGAUCAUAUUAUUGGUGGAUCUGUACACUGGACUGCUAAUCAAGGGCUUUGGCAGCCGGCUAAAAAUCAGAUCCAGAUAAACUGGAGCGAUAGUUCUGUAGGAGGUGAAUGUUGUUGUAUGAAAGGACCCUCCUUGAGUUCUCAGAACAGGAUUGGAAGCCUGUAUACCUGUACAAAAUGUUCUUCACAUCCUGGAUGUUAGAUACGUUCUAGACAGAAAUAUUAUUUUUCUGCAACGCUAAUCCAAAAAGCCGGACAUUUUCCCUUUCAUGCUUUUUUUGUCUUCCGCAGCCAUAAGCCACGACCGUUGAGUCUUCCAUGCCACAACAUUUGAGUCAUCUGGUAGUUUUUACAUGUUCAAAUGGUAAAUUUAGUGUCUUGAAAUAGUAUUUUUUUAAUUCAGCCGUGUCAUUCAAAAGAUAUAAAUAUAAAAAACGUUAUAUUUAAGUUGUAACUGGAAACACAAUUAGAUUCCUUUUGAUGUAUAAACUGCCAAAGGUAUUUUCCUCUUAAACUAAAUUCAAACUUCCCUCUAAAAUGGCUUAUUUUUGAAAACAUUAUAAACAAUAAAAUGAUGCAUCAUAUUAUACUCUUUAAGUUCAAAGGGCGCCCAUAACCGAAAAAGUGCACUAUUUAACGAGGAAAUUGCAAAAAUAGAUUUUUUUUGUGGAAAUCUGUAACACUUAGUUGUAAUUGUAAUAUUUCUCAUCUUUUCUUUUUCUAUAGACUCCCACAAACAAUUUGUUUUGGUGCACACAAUUGGCACACUAUGAUAUAACAUCUUCUUUGUAUAAUGAAAAGCAGUUCAUUGAUCUUUAAAUUUAUCAUUUAAAAACGCAAAUACUGCCAAAAGAAUCAAAUGUUGUGGCAUUGAAGAACGAACGGUUGUGGCUUAGGCAGAAGGUUAGGGAAGUUACGUGCGAAUGCCAAGUUGAAUUACAAGACAGAGAGAGAAUCUGUUCUAGCCGGGCGCUUGGCCCCCCAGCCUGUCUUAGCUGUGGCGCUUGGCCCCCCAGCCUGUCUUAGCUGGGGUGCUCGGCAAGUGCAUGUAUCUUCCUUGGGCAACUGCCUUUGGCUUAUGGCUGCCAGAAGACAAAAAAAGCUAAUAUGUGACAAGGAAGGGUAAAAUUUUGUGGCUUAUGGCCGCUUGCCUUCCCCCACUCAUCCAAACAAAAGAUUUAAAUGCGUAAAAGAUUCUUUGCCAAGAAUUCUAAAAAUCAAAUUACAGAAAAGUUUUUAAACAAAUUAACAGUUCAGGCGAAAAUAUAUUUGAUAUAAAUUCU